Molecule: messenger RNA, 1560 nt
Organism: Bombyx mori (domestic silkworm)
Lineage: Eukaryota; Metazoa; Arthropoda; Insecta; Lepidoptera; Bombycidae
Gene: AMPKalpha
Product: AMP-activated protein kinase
Biological process (GO): intracellular signal transduction; protein phosphorylation
Cellular component (GO): cytoplasm
Molecular function (GO): protein serine/threonine kinase activity; ATP binding
Source: RefSeq, marked provisional
AUGGCAGAGAAGCCUGAUAAACCAGUUCCAGCAAGCGCGAACUGCCAGCCAAUUGUAAAAAUAGGGCACUACACACUCGGGACGACCCUAGGAGUAGGUACAUUUGGAAAAGUUAAAAUAGGAGAGCACCAACUAACCAAGCACAAAGUUGCUAUUAAAAUCCUCAACAGACAGAAGAUUAAAUCUCUAGAUGUCGUGGGAAAGAUAAGACGUGAGAUCCAAAACCUCAAGUUGUUCAGACAUCCGCAUAUCAUCAAGCUAUAUCAGGUGAUAUCAACUCCAACUGAUAUAUUUAUGAUUAUGGAAUAUGUUUCUGGAGGAGAACUCUUUGAUUACAUUGUAAAGCGAGGAAAGCUCCAAGAACAUGAAGCACGAAGGUUCUUUCAACAAAUUAUAUCCGGUGUAGAUUAUUGUCACAGGCAUAUGAUUGUACAUAGAGACUUGAAGCCAGAGAAUCUGUUGUUAGAUCACAAUAUGCAUGUGAAAAUAGCAGACUUUGGACUGUCUAACAUGAUGAUGGAUGGAGAGUUUCUGAGGACUUCUUGUGGAUCACCAAACUAUGCAGCGCCUGAGGUAAUAUCAGGCAAAUUGUAUGCAGGUCCUGAAGUGGAUGUAUGGUCUUGUGGUGUUAUUCUCUAUGCACUCUUAUGUGGUACUCUACCAUUUGACGAUGAACACGUCCCAACAUUAUUCAGAAAAAUAAAGUCUGGAAUAUUCCCGAUCCCCGAGUACUUAAACAAAAGUGUUGUUAGUUUAUUGUGUAUGAUGCUCCAAGUGGACCCAAUGAAGAGGGCCACUAUAGAAGAUGUAAAGAAACACGAUUGGUUCCUGAAAGAUCUGCCUGAGUAUCUAUUUCCGUCGCCUGUGGAACAGGAUAGCAGUGUAAUAGACACAGAAGCGAUUGCCGAGGUGUGCGACAAGUUUGGUGUUAAAGAGCAUGAGGUACACAACGCUCUGCUCAGCGGAGAUCCGCACGACCAACUGGCGAUAGCCUAUCAUCUCAUCAUAGACAACAAGAGGAUCGCUGAUGAAGCUGCUAAAGCUGAAAUCAAAGACUUUUAUGUGGCCAGCAACUCUCCGCCCGCUGUCACUGAGACUAACCGUCCUCACCCGGAACGUAUCGCUCCGCUGCGCGACUCCACCGCGCCUCCGCCGCAAGACAAAGCAAGAGGCACCCCUGUCAAACGAGCGAAAUGGCACUUGGGUAUAAGGUCACAGAGCAAACCCAACGACAUAAUGCUGGAAGUGUUCCGCGCUAUGAAAGCCCUUGACUACGAGUGGAAGGUCAUCAACCCGUACCACGUAAGAGUACGAACCUUAAACAAAAUGACCGAGAAAUACGUAAAGAUGUCGCUACAGCUGUACCAAGUGGACUACAAGUCGUACCUGCUGGACUUUAAGUCUUUGUCGGGCGAACGAGAGGAGUCCGACGAGGAGGGCGGGUCGGUGACCCCGGUGCCGCCGCCCCCGCCCCCACCGCCCUCCCCGCACCCCCACGGGCACCACACCAUGGAGUUCUUCGAGAUGUGCGCCGCGCUCAUCAUACAACUGGCCCGGUAA